GCCCAAAAAAAAAUAAGAUCUUAAAGAAUCUUUUUUGUGCUCUCUCGGUGAUAAUUAGAAAACCACGCUUGUUAGACUUUCGCCGCCUGUUUGCAAAAAGAGAUUCUCACGAUGAAAACAGUUUUAAGUCAAAGUGUAUGUUCAGUUAAGGAUGUGCCUGCUGAUAAAUUUAUUAGUGCAUACGCUGGUCAUCUUAAGCGAAAUGGAAAAUUUCGUUUACCAUCGUGGAUAGAUGUAGCUAAAACUGGUCGUGGUAGAGAGUUAGCUCCUUAUGAUGAAGAUUGGUUAUUCGUACGAGCUUCUGCUAUUAUUCGUCACUUGUAUAUUCGUCCAGAUCAAGGAGUUGGUGCUUUAAGAAAUGUCUACGGAAAUAAAAAAAGACGGGGAGCAGCUCCAGGACAUCACGUCAAAGCUUCAGGAGGCUUAAUUCGUUAUUGUUUACAACAACUUGAGUCUUUAGGAUUGUUAGAAAAAACCAAAACAGGAGGGCGACGUUUAACUGCUAAAGGUCAACGCGACAUUUGCAUUAUCGCAAAACAAGUACAUCAAACAGUCGCUUAAACAUUUUUUAUUUUGUUUUCGCACCAAUUUUUGAAGCAUGUAACCUUUUAAGUCGGUUUAUAAGCAUGUUUUUUUAAAAAAAAAGAAACUAACCAUAUAGUAAAUUCGUUGAAAAGCUCACAUUAAUAAAUGUA
Hylaeus volcanicus is the source of this 695-nucleotide messenger RNA. RefSeq lists its product as uncharacterized. Lineage: Eukaryota; Metazoa; Arthropoda; Insecta; Hymenoptera; Colletidae. Gene Ontology annotation, biological process: ribosomal small subunit assembly; translation. The record is from RefSeq and is a predicted model, not a curated record. Bases 112 to 561 code for a protein of 149 amino acids. The transcript has 3 exons. Gene Ontology annotation, molecular function: structural constituent of ribosome; RNA binding. Gene Ontology annotation, cellular component: ribosome; cytosolic small ribosomal subunit.